This is a messenger RNA of Salvelinus namaycush (lake trout), 3556 nucleotides long. Its product is annotated as macrophage colony-stimulating factor 1 receptor 1-like. The record is from RefSeq and is a predicted model, not a curated record. Gene Ontology annotation, cellular component: CSF1-CSF1R complex; signaling receptor complex. Lineage: Eukaryota; Metazoa; Chordata; Actinopteri; Salmoniformes; Salmonidae. The transcript is spliced from 21 exons. Gene Ontology annotation, molecular function: ATP binding; macrophage colony-stimulating factor receptor activity; cytokine binding. Bases 1 to 2877 code for a protein of 958 amino acids. Gene Ontology annotation, biological process: multicellular organism development; osteoclast differentiation; cell surface receptor protein tyrosine kinase signaling pathway.
AUGGUGUACAAACGAGAAAAGCGAAGUCCUCCAGUGAUCAAGCUGAACUCUGUGUUGCUGUGGGAGGCUGAGAGGACUUUGCCUUUAGGAACGUCGUUCACCUUGACCUGUGAGGGGGACAGCACAGCCACCUGGUCUACCACAGCGUUCAAAAAGAGGAACACUAAACAGGGGAGUAUGAUUUCCACCAGGCACCUUACAGCAGACUACACUGGCACAUACAAGUGUGUGUAUGACAACCAACCAGACCUGUUCUCAGAGGUCCACAUCUAUGUGAAAGAUCCCAUUAAUGUUCUGGUAACCCCCCGCAACAUGAGAGAUGUUAAGGAGGGCGGGGAUCUUCUCCUCUGUCAGCUGACAGACCCCAGUGCCACAGACCUGUCCCUCCGUAUGGCCAACGGAGACCCAACACCCCCCGACAUGAACUACACUGUCAAUCCCAGGAGAGGGAUCCUCAUCAGACACCUUCUGACCAGCCACAGUGCAAACUACAUCUGCAGCGCAAAGAUCAAUGGGGUCACAACACGCUCCAAAGACAUCAACAUCAAUGUCGUUCAAAGGUUGCGUUGGCCACCGUCUGUGUUAAUUGAGGUAGAUGGGUAUGUUAGUAUUGUUGGAGAGGAGCUCCUCAUCCCCUGCAUCACCAGUAACCCUAACCACUUCUACAACAUCACCUGGAAACACUCCUCCCUCAAAGCAUUGAACUUCUUACAAAAAGUAAUGCAGGACAAGCAGGUCCACAUCACCAGUACUGUGACUAUCCCGGCUGUGACCAUGUCUGACACAGGAAACUUCACCUGUACAGCCAUGAAUGAGGCUGGGGCCAACAGAUCCACCACCUACCUGCAGGUCGUAGACGAGCCUUACAUUAGGUUCAUACCCCGCCUGUCACCCAAUCUAUACCAUAAUGGCUCCUUAGUCAAUGUGAAAGAAGGGGAGAACCUUGAGAUAAGCAUUCUGAUCGAGGCCUAUCCCCAAAUCAAGGAGCAUUGGUGGGACGUGCCCAUGUCUCACAGUCACAACAUCUCCACUCAUGGCGACACAUGGACCGCCCAAGACAAUUACAGGUACGAGAGCAGCCUGCUGCUACACAGAGUCAGGUCUGAGGAGAGGGGCCAGUACACCCUCCACACCAGGAGCACGCGCCUCGACAGCUCCAUCACCUUCAAUAUCCAAGUCUACCAGAAACCCAGUGCCAUGCUCAGACUGAAGAAUUCUACCACCCUGAUCUGCACCUCCUCUGGAUACCCAGCUCCCACAAUCCUCUGGUACCAGUGCCCAGGAAUACAAAGCACGUGUGAUGCGGACAAUGACACCGUGGAGGUGCAGCCUCUCUUCACCAGCACCAUGGAGGUGCAGAGUGAGCUGACCCUCAGUCCCUCAACUGAGGAGGUCACAGUGGAGUGUGUCACCUUUAACUUUGCUGGCAAAAAUCGGGUCACCUUCGUAUCGCAUGUUCUUGCUGCCACUCCAACAUUUGUAAUGUCCGAGCUGUUCACCCCCACUCUCAUUGGAGCCACCAGCACAGCAGCCCUUCUGUUCCUACUGCUUGUCAUCGUUCUGUACAAAUACAAGCAGAAACCCAAAUAUGAAGUCCGGUGGAAGAUCAUCGAGGCCAAUGAUGGGAAUAACUACACCUUUAUUGACCCUACACAACUUCCUUAUAACAAGAAGUGGGAGUUCCCUCGUGAUAAGCUGAGGCUUGGCCAGAUUCUGGGAGCAGGGGCUUUUGGGAAAGUUGUGGAGGCCACUGCCUAUGGUCUGGGGACCGAUGACAACAGGACCACCCGUGUGGCAGUAAAGAUGCUCAAGCCAAGCGCCCACUCAGAGGAGAGAGAAGCUCUGAUGUCAGAACUGAAGAUCCUCAGUCACCUGGGAUGUCAUGACAACAUUGUUAACCUGUUGGGGGCGUGUACUCAAGGAGGCCCAAUGCUGAUGAUCACAGAGUACUGUAGCCAUGGCGACCUGCUGAACUUCCUGCGUGGCAAGGCCAAGCUGUUCCUGGACUCCAUCCUGAGUGGACCAGGGGUUCCAGAGGUUCCAGGGGAUAGUGAUCACUACAAGAACACAUGUAGCCAGGAGUCUCGUGUCAGGAGUGACAGUGGGAUCUCCUGCUCCAGCUCAGACAACUACCAGGCCAUGCAUCCAGCGCAGAGGCCCAAAUACUGCCCUAUGGGUUCUUUAUGUGAGGAUCCAGAGACAGACACCUGGUCACUGGACAUAGAAGACUUGUUGAGGGUCUCCUAUCAGGUGGCUCAGGGAAUGGACUUCCUUGCAUCCAAAAAUUGCAUUCACAGGGACGUGGCCGCUAGGAACGUCCUAUUGACCGAUGGCCACGUGGCUAAGAUCUGCGACUUUGGGCUCGCUCGAGACAUCGAGAAUGACUCCAACUAUGUGGUGAAAGGAAAUGCCCGUCUGCCAGUGAAGUGGAUGGCCCCCGAGAGCAUCUUUGACUGUGUGUACACAGUGCAGAGUGAUGUCUGGUCCUAUGGGAUACUGCUGUGGGAGGUCUUCUCUCUGGGUAAGAGCCCAUACCCUAAUAUUGUGGUGGACACCCGGUUUUACAAGAUGAUCAAAGAUGGAUGCCACAUGUCACAGCCGGACUUUGCCCCUCCAGAGAUAUACACCAUCAUGAAGAUGUGUUGGAACAUGGAACCAACAGUGCGUCCAACCUUCAGUACCAUUGGCCAGCUUAUCCAGAGUCUACUGCCUGACCAGCCAGACCAGACCUACAGGAAUGUGCAGGACAAGACGCCACAGCAGGAGGCAGGAGAGCAGAGUGACCAAGCUAAGAUUAGUGAGGAUUGUGAUCAGACACUGAACCAUGAAGAAGAGGAAAAGCCCCUGAUGAGGAAUAACAACUACCAGUUCUGCUGAGAGCACAUCAGGCCAUCCUCCAUUACUAUACAUUCAUAGAUGACUGUCUGCCAGUCAUAGCCAAGAGUUGGAUGGACUAGACACACCAAAUUAUCCAAAUGUCUUGACUCUCAUUGUACAGAACAUGGUUUUAGUGUCAUAUAGUACCUUUUUUACGAAGUACAAAGUCAAGUUCCAGUAAGCAACAACAGUUUUAAAAGGAACUAAGCGUGUAUGCCUUCAACAUUUUAUGUACAGAAAAUGACCAUAAACCCAGACAUUAUUCUACGCAUUUAACUUUUAUAUUUACACAGAUCAAGAUAUUUUACAAACUCUGAUCGGACUGUGACAACUUAAUGCCAGUAGCGAUGCGUGGGUAAAAUCCCUAGGGAACCCGAGUCAGGGGAAAAAAAGCCAUAUUACAACCUGUGUGUUGUGAUAAUUGCAUUAUUUGCUCUAUAACCUGUUAGUUCAUAUGCCUUGACACCGUGAUAUAUAGGUCUAAGGCCGAGACAAUAAGAAGAUACAGUGGCAGAAUUAUUUCAACCACACCUUUGUUUCAUCACAAAACCAGAGAGCAACCGCUGUCCUCUGUUUGUGCAACUAGAAAAAAACAUCUCACCCUACUUGUAGAGAAACGCCAAUGCCAUCCUCCUCUCUUCCAUGUUGAGGAAACGGUCUAUGACUCUGUCAUACAGUA